AUGAUAGCCAAUUAUAGAAGUAGCAUAAUGCCAGAUUCCCCUGAUAUAAAAGGUCCUAUGAAUCCAACAACUACACCACCUAACAGUAUGGCUGGAUUAUUACCACAACCACGUCCUAUAUCUAAUAGCAGUAAUAUAUCAGUAAUGAAUGGUUCCCACUCACCAUUAAGUAGUUUAAAUGGUAGAACCCCCUCCCCACCAUCUAUGAUGAAUCCUGCAGUAGGACAACAAUUACCUCCAGCAUGUGGGGCCAGACAACUGAGUAAAUUAAAGAGAUUUUUAACCACAUUACAACAAUUUGGAUCUGAUAUUUCUCCAGAUAUUGGUGAACGUGUUAGAACUCUAGUCCUUGGCUUAGUGAAUUCACAUUUAUCUAUAGAAGAAUUUCACUCUAAACUACAAGAAGCCACAAAUUUUCCUCUCAGACCAUUUGUUAUACCAUUUUUAAAGGCUAACCUACCAUUAUUACAAAGAGAAAUGUUACAUUGUGCUAGAAUGGCUAAACAAACUCCUCAACAAUUCUUAUCUCAGAAUGAACAUGUGAUAUUUGACGCUGCCCAUUCACCUAUAGAAUCACAUGAUUCUUAUAACUCAGAAUUUAAUGAUAAUGGCAAGAGACGAUCUCCUGAAAGACCUAAAGAAAAUGGAAUAGACAAUCACCAUGAUAUGAAUCCAGCUAAGCGACAUCAUCCAAUGAGUCCAUUAGGCACUAACCACAUCAGUCCUAACAGCUCCCUGAGUCUGAAUCCCAAUGGACAAAUAAGACUAGAGGAUAUCAGUUUAUCUAGAGAAUUACGAGAAAGGGAAAGAUUAGAUAGAGAGAAAGUAGAACGAGAAAGGAUGGAUAGAGAGAGAGAAAGAGAAAGACAUUUCCCUAACUAUAAUUAUUCAAGAAAUGAAAGUUUUGAUCCAUUAGAAAGAUUUGAUGAUGAUUGGAGACAAGUUGAAUCUAUGUUACACUGUAUAAUUGGAAUGGUAGAUAAAACUAAGAGAGCUCUAGCUGUAUUACAAGAGAGAAGUUUACGAGAUCGCGAAGAAUUAUCAGUCUGGAUGAGACGCCAUGCCGAGGGAAUGGAUCAGGAUGUUAAAAAAAGAACCAAUGAUCUCAUGCAAUAUACCAGACGACAAACAGAAGAUAAAAUUCGAGAUGUUAGAAGUCGAGCAGAAGAAGCUGUAAAUGAGGUUAAAAGACAAGCAAUGUUAGAGUUACAGAAAGCUAUGACGGCAGCUGAGCAGAAGGCGUCUGAUUUAGUAGCAACUGAAAGAUUAAAGAUAGAUAGAUCUAUAACAGAAGCUAAAAAACAAGCUCAUGAAGAAGUGGCAGCCAUGAUAAACCAUCAGGAAGAAUCAAGUGAGAGUUGUUGGAACUGUGGAAGGAAAGCAAGUGAAACAUGUAGUGGUUGUAAUAUUGCGCGAUAUUGUGGCUCAUUCUGUCAACAUAAAGAUUGGGAAAACCACCAUCAUGUUUGUGGAAAAUCCCAAGUAGCUAGUAUUGCGGAGGCACGUGAUCAGAGGAGAUCUACGACUAAUAAAGACUCAACUGUUACUUCAACACCUCCUCCUCAAGUUAUACAGGAUACCCCAUCAUCUCCUAAUGGUACAGUGGACACUCAGUCUAAAUCUCGACCUACCACACCAACAGACAAACAAUCAGUACCAACAACAACCGAGGCAGCAACAGCACGUUAAAUUAACCAGCAGUGUACUGACACAUAAUCACUUGUUUUUCAUUUCUCUGUGGUGAUAUAGACAUUUUGUUUUAUUUCUCAAUAAAUGUUAAAUAUGGAUAUGGACUUGAAUAAGACAUGUAAUCGUGAUAGAAAUCUGUAUGAAGUCCAAGAUUGAAGACAUUGGAGUGACAAAGAUCAGAACUAACUAUUUGUGAAUGGUAAAAUUAGAAAUGUGAGGCAUAACACUAAAUAUUAUUGUUAUUGCGGGGCUAUUAUUAUUAUUGGAGGCAUUAUAUUAAUAUUUCUGUUAUAUCUAGUCACAGUUAAGGUUUUAAUUAAUACUAUAUUGAUUAUGGGUAUUGUAAAAGAUCUGAACUUUAACUGUAAAAAGCCAACAUAAUUUUUUAUCUCUAAUCAUUCUCUUAUGGGUGUGUGAAUAUUUUCUGGUUUAGGUUUAUAAAGAAAAGAGUUUGAAAUAAAAACUUAAGAUCUCAGGUUUUGGAUUUUGAAAAUUAUAUCACUUCAUGAUGUAAAAUGGUUCAUUUCUUGCAAUAUAAU
This is a messenger RNA of Lottia gigantea (owl limpet), 2228 nucleotides long. RefSeq lists its product as hypothetical. Bases 1 to 1689 code for a protein of 562 amino acids. Gene Ontology annotation, biological process: DNA-templated transcription; negative regulation of DNA-templated transcription. Gene Ontology annotation, cellular component: nucleus. The transcript has 10 exons. Lineage: Eukaryota; Metazoa; Mollusca; Gastropoda; Lottiidae. The record is from RefSeq and is a predicted model, not a curated record. Gene Ontology annotation, molecular function: transcription corepressor activity.